Passer montanus (Eurasian tree sparrow) is the source of this 5737-nucleotide messenger RNA. It is a transcript of the gene MC2R, whose product is annotated as melanocortin 2 receptor. The transcript has 3 exons. Gene Ontology annotation, cellular component: membrane. Gene Ontology annotation, molecular function: corticotropin receptor activity. Lineage: Eukaryota; Metazoa; Chordata; Aves; Passeriformes; Passeridae. The coding region runs from base 266 to 1237 and encodes 323 amino acids. Gene Ontology annotation, biological process: G protein-coupled receptor signaling pathway. The record is from RefSeq and is a predicted model, not a curated record.
CUCACAAGAGGUUUCACUAGCAGCCAGAGGCCACACAUCCCUCAGAGACUUUCUAGCUGGUCAUCAAUGAGUGCUUUUCUGAGUCUGGACUGGGAAUUAUCUGAGGAGGGCUACACCUGCCAGGAGAAUUUCCAGACAUUUCAGUUAAGUCUUAAAAUUGCCUCAGAUGAAAGAGAGAACCUUGAUCAAAAGAAGAAUGGUCUGAUUGACAGGUCAGUUUCACAAUAAAGCCAAACCUGAAAAAGAAGCAACGCAGACUCUUUCCAUGACCAGAAGAAUGAGCACUGAGAGACCUUCCAACUUCAUCAAACACCCAGGGCAGACAAGCAUUCCAUCCCUUGAAAACAUAAGUGAUUUUUCAUUAAAUAUCACUGACUGCACCCAGGUUGUGGUGCCAGAGGAAGUUUUUUUCACGGUUGCUGCCGCUGGGAUACUGGAAAAUCUACUUAUCCUCAUUGCUGUUGUAAGAAAUAAGAAUUUACACUUGCCCAUGUACUUCUUCAUUUGCAGUUUAGCCAUUUCAGACAUGUUAGGUAGCUUGUACAAAACUCUGGAGAACAUCUUUAUCAUAUUGUGCAAAAUGGGAUACCUGACACGUCACGGAGACUUUGAGAAAAAACUGGACGAUGCCAUGGAUUCCAUGUUCAUUCUGUCUCUGCUGGGGUCUAUUUUCAGCCUGCUAGCUAUUGCAGCAGACAGAUACAUCACUAUCUUCUACGCUUUGCGGUACCACAAUAUCAUGACACUGAGGAGGGCCUUGGUUAUCCUGGCAAUCAUCUGGGCGUUCUGUGCCAGCAGCAGCAUUGCCAUUGCCCUCUUCUCCUACGAAGCAGCAACAGUCAUUCCCUUCACCAUCCUGUUCCCUUUGAUGAUGUUUUUCAUACUCUGCCUCUACGUCCACAUGUUCCUCCUGGCUCGAUCUCAUGCCAAAAAGAUCGCCUCACUGCCCAGCAGCACCAUCCAUCACAGAACUAACAUGAAAGGUGCAAUCACGCUGACUGUUUUUCUUGGAGUUUUCCUUUGUUGUUGGGCCCCCUUUGUUCUUCACAUCCUCUUAGCAAGGUUUUGCCCACACAACCCUUACUGUGCCUGCUACAUGUCCAUUUUCCAUGUGAAUGGGACACUUAUCAUGUGCAACGCCAUCAUCAACCCUAUGAUUUUUGCAUUCCGAAGCCCAGAAUUGCGGAACACAUUUAAGAAGAUGUUCUACUGUUCCAGGUCAAACUGCAGCUGGUGAACACUUCAUCAAAAAUGAAAAUUAUAGAAGCAUUUAUGGGGUGUUGUGCAACAUCAGUGUGAAGAGUUAAAAAUACCAACAAUUUCACCCAAAAUAAUGUUAUGCUUGUAGUAUACUGCCAGAGAUUUUUCAGAGUUACCAAAGACUGAAUAAAAAAUAAGUAAGCACAAAUCUUUGUCAACCAGAUCUCCACACUAAGCUAAUUCUGCUCAUAAUUUUCAUGCAAGGGGAAAAAACUAAACAAAUAUCUUAAUUAUCUUUUGUCAUUUCAGAAAAAUUCAAACUAAAAUCUGCAUCAUGUUGCAUUACCUCAGAUAUGAGCAAAUUCAUUUUGUAUCAGUAAUAUCAAUUCAAUACAUAUACUACUUUAAAAUUCUGUUGUUUAAAUUGCAAUGAAGUGAAUAUUUGUUUCUAAACCAUGCAUUUGUAUAAAAGUAUAUGGUUAAGUAGAAAACAUGAACAUGUAAUUUUGCUGUAAAAGCAAACUCAAGACUCUUCUUUAUCAUCUAAUCUCAAAAAUCAUAAAUAUAAUAAAUAUUUAAUCAUAAAAUCAUGCAAUUAGUGAUCUCUAAGUUUCAAAAGCAACUCUUGGAGUGUAAGUCCAAAAGAAUAAGAUAUUUUGACUGAAAUGCUAUUUUUAGUCACUGAAGUGUUAUUUCCAACAUAAAGUUGUCGUGCCAGCAAAGACGGGUUUUGAAUUUUAAAACUCCUAAGCCAGGUCUGGACUAGCAAAGGGAAUUGCUGAGCUUGUCAGUGCCAGUUCUCUUCAAUAAAAUAAUAAGGUCCUCAGAUAGGAAAAGCACUUUGAUUCAACCAUGGUAUGCUACAACAAAGAAUUCAAAAAACAUAACACCAGAGAUAAAAUUCAAACACUUCCAAGGAAGUCAGCCACCCAGGUAAGGAAGCAACCAUCCAGUCUGGCAGGAUGCUACAAAGCAGGUUGUAAUUUAGAAACCCUUGCUUUGUAAAAUUUUGAAUUGUUCCUGCCAAAAUAAAACAGAGCUCGCAAAACUUUAAGGCAGAAUGGCUUUCAGCAGCAAAACAUCCUGAAGUAGUCCAGAGCAUAUGGUGAGGACUUAACCUCACAGUAAUUCAAGGAAGUCAUUCAGCGGUGCCACAGAGAAGCAGUGAGAGAAUUUCAAGAGUAUGGAAUAUGGAUAACCCAUACAAAUUCAGGUUAUCUUGGGUUCAAUAAAGGACAAUAAACCUGAAAACCUCUACAGACCUACAAAUUCAAUUAGAAAAGAGAUACUAAAAUGAAAAUUUUUCAAACCUCUGCAUUUAUUGCAAAAAAAAGGCUCAUCUAUAAAAUAAAAGUUUAGAAGGGAGCUCAGAUAUAAUAGUGUAUUUUAUUUUAAUAAGAAUUUUUUUCAUUUCCAUCAAAUAGCAAAACAAAUGUAAAGCUGCACAGCAAGAAACAACUGUUAGAAUUGGGGGAAAAAUAAAAGAAACAUACAAUGCUAAAGAAAAGGAAAAACAAAACCUCUACAGUACUGCAGUGCGCUGUGCUCAAAAAUAAUGAAUUUUAAAAUGAUGAAAAAUAUUGGAAAGAAAAUUGUGAUUAAGGCAGAGCUUAUAUUAACUCUGUAAUGCAUGAAUUAUCAGCCAAAUGUUCUUUCCCUCCAAACAUUAUUUUCCAUCUGCUUCCCUAAAGCAGACAUAGGUAGGAGAGAUAAGUAGCUUCCACCAUGUUAGAAGUCAGUGCAUCCCAUAAGGAAAACUAACUCGACACAUGUAAAGACUCCACAUUUACAAUGAGCUGUCCAAAUGUAAAUUAUUCUUAUAAUAAAAUUAUCCGUACCUCAUAACACCUAAACAUGGAGAAAUAAUCAUUAAAGAAAACCAAACUUUUAGCCCCACAAUGAGGAACACUCGAGAGAGACUCAUGUCAAAAUAAAAAAUUCAGCAGUAAAAAAUAUUAUUGAAAUUCUAUAAAAAGUCCUUUGACAAGGACUCUUCUCAUGGAGAUGCUGGCAGUGAGGGCUUGGAAAGGUACCCUUGUGAAAGCGGGGGAUGGACAAGGUCAUGGCUACAGCAGACCUUGGGUGGUGCCACUAGCUACUGCAUUCUUCCACCACACCAGCCAAUGGCAGCUCAGGGUAGGUGUGGUUAGACCUGGCUGCCUUCAGCCCCUAUCUGACUCCCCUCACCUGCAGAAAAGUUUCAGGAACUGAAACAGGUGCCAGCCUCCCUUUGCAGCAUUCCCAGGUUGAAAGAAAGGGGAAAGAGGCAGUGGACACUCACAGACCCCAGCUCCCACCCCUGCACUGCCAUUUUUUUUACUUUGCUUUGCAAUGAGGCCCUGGGCUUCUACCUCGCCAAACAAAAUCCAUCCCAUGGACACACCUUUGAUCAUGUUCCUCUGAGCCCUCUUUCAACGGCAGAGCACACUGUUCUCCAGUAACCCAUCUGCCUACUCUUCCCCAAAUUAUCCCACUGCCUUUCCCAGCACCAUCUUCAAGCCUCCAGCCACCAUUUAUCUGCAAAACACAGAGCAGCUGUGGUUAAGCAGGUUAUGGACCAGUGAGGAUUUUUUUCCACCUAGAUUGUUAAAGCAAGAACAACACCUAGGCAGUAAGAUUUUGGUAGGUUUUAUCCCACAUUGUUUUCUUUGACUUAAAAAUGUUUCUGCAGUCACUGACAUUGAACCUCAGAUUGCCAUGAGAUCCAAGCACUGUCUGGAACUGGUUCCCACCUCAUCUUACCAGAGAUGAAGUGCCUGUUCUCUGUGGCCUACCUGGACUCCUCUGUGGAUGCACUCAAAUCAAUAUCCCAAAACAUCUGUUCCUGUCGUGAUGCCUGAGAAACACCCAAACUUACCAUUCAGGGUAAUGUCUUUAAACUGGAGUAGACACUUGAUGGCUCUCACUGUUAUACUCUGCAUCUAAUACACAGACAACCAGCAAGACUGGGGGAAAAAGGCUGCAAGGUAGACAGGUUGCAAAUCAUGAAAACUGCUUGUUUUUCUCCAUUUUGUGUUAGAGACAACAGGCUUUGCCAUGUUCACUGUGUAAAUUUGUAAUAAGUGAUCCUGUGCAUUUGCAAUACAGCUGAAAUAUGUGUCUACAAUAUUAGAUCUCAAGCUGAGCCUGGGGGUUAUGUAAGGAAUCUAUAUAGAAUUCAAAAUACACGUGUAAACUUUUUUUUCAGUUUGCACUAGUUAUGAUUAAAUGAAGCAUUCUUUUGAAAAUAUUCCCUUCCUGGGAGGAAAGAGUCAGGAAGAACAUAAAAUAUAUUUGAGUAAAAAAGCUUCUAGAAAGAUUUUAAUUUUUUCAGCCUGCCUGCAUUUCUUACAUGCUAGCAGAUGGGUAAAUCUCUAUGCAUUAUCUCCUAAUUGUCUGUAAAUUUUUACUUGCAUUUUAGUUGUCCACUAUCCAAGCAAGUUUGUCUGUCUCACAUACCAAUGUCUCCAUAUGUUUACCUAUGUUGCUUUUUGAACAGAUUCUUUAAGCCACAAUUUUUGAAGCUUUCAUUAUAUUGUGCUGAAGUCACUAUUGAAAUUCUCCCCUGAUAUAUUAACAUGUGAAAAUGAAGAAUUUUCUCAGAUUUUGGAACUUCUCUUCAUCUGCCCAGCUUUAAAUGUUUAGGAGGCAGAAUUGUACAUUAACUUUGGGACAAAAAAAGUUCAUUUUGGAUUCUACCAGAAACUAAUAAGCCUGAAAGGAACAUUCAGUCCUUUGAAGAUCACAGGCAAUGCUACAAUCAAUGUUUCAUUUGGAAGGAUCCACAGAACUUCUCAUGCCUGUGGCAACAAAACAUUUCCCAGUCGCUUACUGCAAAACCAAAGAAGAAAAAUUCCUUCUCUCUUGUUAUUGUUUUGAACUGAACUUCAUGUUCAGGAAUAAAGUGAACAAAUCUGAUAAAGGCACCCAGGGGAAUUAAUUCCCCUGAAAGCCUUGGUAUGCCAGUGAGAGACAAACUUGCAGUUCGAUUUUAUUUACAAAUUAACAAGACAAACACAGUCUAUUCAUGAGAAAAUAUAGUUUAGAGUUAGUUUAUUUGUGUGAGAAAAAUUUUGUUUCUAUGAAUCGUUGUUCUGGACAAGACUUUCAGAAAAAUAGGUGCCUUGGACUCCUAUCAGCUGAACAAAAUUUCAGCUUUUCAAAUAAAACUACACACUUCAAAUAGUACAUUUAUUCAAAUAGAAUUAUACACAAGUAGGGCCUGGUUUAUUAAUUCUCUAAGGUAAUUUCAGCAGAGAGCUAUCCAUUGUGUCCUUAUCAUUCAAUAGCACUUUAAUAUAGCUUUUUUGAAGUGUUAUUUCUCAGAAGACAUAAUGAUGUUGUAAGCUUCCAAUACAAAGAGGACAACUUAAAGUACAAUUCUGGAGAACUGAGUGUGACCACUAAAAAAAAAACUUUUCAUGUCCACUAAAAGCAGUUUUCUUACAUCCUCAAAUCCCCUCACACCUAUAAGACAAAAUCAGACUAUUGAACUGUCACACAUAGUCCGAUGAGUGACCAUUAACCACCAAAUAAUUCUGCAUAACCCAUCUGGAGU